GGGUUAGUUAACUAAUAGGUGUUUUGGUGCAGUAGGUUUCAGAGUCAUGUGUCUUUGUUUGACUUUAGUCUGACUGCUUUAUCUCUUGUAUUUCUGAUCUCACAGCAGGAACGAUGCGUUUGUUCAUCGCAGCUGUUCUUCUGUGGGCUGUCAUAGCUACAGAGGGAAAAGCAGUCCCUUCCCCUCCAAAUUUUGGGAACAGCUAUCAUGUCAAAGGAGUGAUCUCCCUGCCCUACGCUGAGAUCAAGGAGCCAUUUGAGGCCUGGUUAGACCUAGCGGCAAAGUCCAGCCGAAUAGACUACUACCAUGGCCAGGUGUCUACCUACCAGCUGGGGGCGGAGCAGCAGUGGGGCGUUGCCUAUAAAAUCACUCCUGAGACGACGGAGACGGAGCUGAAUGUGAUGAAGUGUUUCCUGGCCAACGGAACAAAGGAGGAAGCGGUCACAACGCAGGCGUCGCUGCCUGAUGUUCAGGGUUUCCAGUUCCUGAGGAUGGAGUACUAUGGGGGUUCCCUGUGUGAAGUUUGGCAGAAUGUGACCACUGUGGGUUACAAGAAGAACACGUACACACUGUGGGUGUCCCAUUCAGAGAGCGGUGCCAAGGAUGAGCCUGCCACUCCCCUCCAUUACGAGAUGAUGGGAUACAACACACUGCUGGGGUCACAUUAUGACAAAUACUUGGUGGACUACAACGAGUUCAGCACUCACGUGGACCCCAAAGUCUUCUCGCUGCCUGAAGGGAUGAGCUGUGGAGGAUUUCCUGGUCCAGGAGUGGAGCACCACAUGUUGGCCAAUCCAAUGAAAGAUCUCAUCCACACCUCAGCAUCGGGCCACUCGCAGCGCAUGUUCAACCAUUUCAAGGAUAAGUUCCAGCGCCAGUACAGCGAUGAAAGAGAGCAUGAGAAAAGGGGGCACGCUUUUGUUCAUAACCUCCGGUAUGUCCACUCAAAGAACAGAGCAGGGCUGCCCUUCUCUCUGGCUCUGAACUCUCUGUCAGAUCGCACCAUGUCGGAGCUGGCCACCAUGAGGGGAAGGAAACGAGGAAAGACCCCAAACAGAGGGCUCCCCUUCCCCUCAGAGGUUUACGAAGGGGUGGAAGUGCCUGAUUCAAUUGACUGGAGGCUUUACGGUGCUGUGACCCCAGUAAAGGACCAGGCCAUCUGUGGCUCCUGCUGGAGCUUUGCCACCACUGGAACAAUAGAGGGCGCUCUCUUCCUAAAGACGGGCUCCCUGCAGGUUCUGUCUCAGCAGAUGCUGGUGGACUGUUCCUGGGGUUUCGGCAACAACGGCUGCGACGGCGGCGAGGAGUGGAGAGGAUACGAGUGGAUCAUGAAACAUGGAGGCAUCGCCACAACAGAAACUUACGGAGCCUAUAUGGGAAUGAAUGGAUUUUGCCACAUGAACACAUCCGAGCUCACUGCACACAUCAAGAGCUACACCAACGUCACAUCAGGAGACGCAGAAGCCCUUAAGCUGGCGCUCUUUAAAAACGGGCCGGCGGCCGUCAGUAUCGAUGCGUCACAUCGAUCGUUUGUGUUCUACAGCCACGGUGUCUACUACGAACCGGCUUGUGGUAACACCACCGAUGAUUUGGACCAUGCUGUGCUUGCUGUGGGAUUUGGCACCCUGUCUGGGGAGCCAUACUGGUUGGUGAAGAACUCAUGGUCCACCUACUGGGGCAACGACGGCUACAUCCUCAUGUCUAUGAAGGAUAAUAACUGUGGCGUCUCCACUGAUGCUACAUAUGUUACACUGGCCUAGAUUUCCUCUAAAUUUAUGUUAAUGCCACUAUGUGAGUGCCUGAGGAUGAAUGACACCUAAUGUUGGAUGCGUUGAGGUCUCGUUGUCACAUCAAAUUGAGCUGCUUGGUGAAAAUAAUGUGUUUAAUGUUGCUGUUGAAUGGUGUCAGAGUGAAUUAAGAUGCUGCACAACUCGCACACUUUUUGGUUUUGACAGGUUUAUUGCUGGUGGCACAAAGCUACGGUGCCUUCUUUUCAGUUGUACAAAGUACAUUUUGAGACAUAUUUCCACUUUUUGUUCUUGUGCUUUAUAAUGUGUUGCAUUCAAAUGCACUAGGAUGGAAUCAAUGCAAUAAAAGAAAUGGAAAGUUUUCUA
This is a messenger RNA of Sebastes umbrosus (honeycomb rockfish), 2114 nucleotides long. RefSeq lists its product as uncharacterized. The transcript has 11 exons. Gene Ontology annotation, molecular function: cysteine-type endopeptidase activity. Gene Ontology annotation, biological process: immune response. Lineage: Eukaryota; Metazoa; Chordata; Actinopteri; Perciformes; Sebastidae. Gene Ontology annotation, cellular component: lysosome. The record is from RefSeq and is a predicted model, not a curated record. The coding region runs from base 114 to 1760 and encodes 548 amino acids.